Chaetomium globosum CBS 148.51 is the source of this 2292-nucleotide messenger RNA. RefSeq lists its product as uncharacterized. The coding region runs from base 1 to 2292 and encodes 763 amino acids. Lineage: Eukaryota; Fungi; Ascomycota; Sordariomycetes; Sordariales; Chaetomiaceae. The transcript has 4 exons. Gene Ontology annotation, molecular function: FAD binding. The record is from RefSeq and is a predicted model, not a curated record.
AUGAGCCCCAAGGCCAAGGCCAAAGAGGUUAUCCGCCCGUCCCGGGGUGUCUCGCUUUGGUUCGCUCUUGCAGCAGCGUUCGCAGCCAUCGGCGUGGUCUUCGCUGCAGUCUGGCCGGGUCUCGGCCCUCAUGUCUUCGACACUUUAGAAUGGGCAUCCAACAACCUCGGUUUUGGUCCGAACCCAGAAGCGCUUGCGACGAGUACCUGCCACCGGCUAAAGGCAAAGUUCGGUCCCCUCAUCUCCCUGCCGUCGGAUACGACCUACACGGCCCUGACCGAAGACAACUGGUCGCAGUCCUGCUGGCUGCCAGCCGCGUGUGUGGCAGAGCCCGUCCGCGCCGCAGACGUGCAAAAGCUCGUCUCGGCACUUGUCGCUGCCAAGGUCCCGUUUGCCAUCCGAUCCGGGGGCCACUCACCGAGUCCCCGCGAUGCAUCGAUCGGCCGGACCGGCGUGCUGAUCGCCUUGGACAAGCUGAACCAGGUCACGUACGAUCCGUCGACAACGCAGGUCACCCUCGGCGUCGGCGCCGAAUGGGGUGCCGUCUAUACGGUACUUGACACCCACAAUGUCAGUAUGGUCGGUGGCCGUGUUAUGCCUGUCGGCGUCGGCGGACUGACGCUGGGCGGCGGCUUGUCCUACCUAUCGGACCUACACGGCUUAGUUUGUGAUAAUGUCGCCAGUUUUGAGGUGGUUCUGGCUGAUGGCAGGCUCGUGGAAGCGAGUCGGACUUCGCAUUCCGAUCUGUUUUGGGCGCUCAAGGGGGGUUCCAACAAUUUCGGGAUUGUCACAUCGUACCGGGCCGCCACCUACCCCAUCAAGGACUGCUGGGGCGGCAUGCUGGUCUUUGGACCCGAUCAGCUUCCCGACGUGCUGCAAGCCUACAACGAGUACCAGCACACCGCGGACAAGGAUCUGCAUGCCAACCUGGUGCUCAACGUCGCUGUGACCAAUGCAUCAGUGCUCCUGACGCUAGUCUACCUGCAGCCCGUUGAACGCCCCCCGGCAUAUGCCCCCUUCUACAAGCUGACCCCCGCCGCCGACCUUACGGGCUUCUACACGCUGCAUGAGAUUAUGGGCAUGUUCCCGCUGCCGAACGUCCAACGCAAGAUGUGGUACACCAGUUCCUUCGAGCCCAGCCCGUUCAUGUUCACGGGUCUCGUCGACAUCUUCAAGACCGCCCCUGAGGUAUCUCGGCUUGCCGAGCUCACGGCGGGAACCAUGGUGCUCACUCUGCAGCCGAUCCACCCCAACGUUGUCCGGCAAGGGAAAGCCAAAGGCGGCAACGCGCUGGGUCUGGAGGCGCGUACGCAAACAUGGUUCGGCCUCAACUACGGAUGGUGGAAUGCCGAGGACGACGCCACAGCCCUGCGUCUGGUGCCGGCCCUCCAUCGGCGCGUACAAGACCUGGCGAAGCGCGAGCACGUCUGGUUGGACUACAUCUUCAUGAAUGACGCCUUCCACCGGCCAGCCGUACCCAAGGCCGGCAAUCCAAGUCCGGCACCCCGUCCCCGGCAGUCCAUGCAUCGCAUAAGUUCCCGCUCCCGCACAGACUUCAGCCCUAUUUUCCCGUCCAGUCCAGCAUCUGCAAUGGAGAAGAUGGGCACUACCACGGCCCGGCCUCGGCGCUUGCAUCGUCCCAAGCCCGAACCGGAAGAGCCGGCUCACGCCGAGGCCCCCUCCGUCUCUCCAACGCGGCCGGCGCGGGCAUCACACUCCUCGGCUUCCCCGACCCCGCCGGCACCCUCCGCUACGCGCUCCCCAACAUCCUCGCGACCGCCUACUACCCCUACGCCAAGCGCCACACCAACCUUCCCACAGCUGGUCCUCGGCUUCUGCCUCGCCUGGGGCGUGGUUCAUGGGCGCGGUGGCCGUGGGCUGCGAGCCGUUUCGCGCUGGGCGACCUCAUUCGCUCUGCAACCCGGGCCACACCCCUCCCGCACGUCUUCUCCGCCACACCUUCCCCAGGAACCCCUUUCCCAACUCCCCCUCCCCUUCACACUCCCCCUCACGCUCCCAACCCCGACCCCAAGCCUAACACUAACCCUCUCCCUCCCCUUCCUCACCCUCCUCACCGCCUCCGCCCUCUGGUCCGCCAUCUACGACACCAUCUACGCCGCCGAAGACAUCGACGCCGACCUCCGCCUGGGGGCUGGGCAGCAUUGCCGUGCUGUGCGGCCUGCGCCACACCAAGACGGCGCUGUGGGGAUUGCUGGGCUUGUUGGGCGGGUGUUUGGUGAUGUGUGGGAUGGCGUUGCCACCGAGUCUGAAUUUGGGGGGUGGGGGUGGUGA